Messenger RNA from Ilex paraguariensis (yerba mate), 2154 nucleotides. The record is from the annotation of a GenBank genome assembly. Lineage: Eukaryota; Viridiplantae; Streptophyta; Magnoliopsida; Aquifoliales; Aquifoliaceae.
GCGUUACUUUUGGUUGUUGAGAGAAAAGGAAAAGUGGAGAGAGAAACAGAAACUCAAACCACAGAGAGAGAGAGAGAGAGAGAGAGAGAGAGAGAGAGAGCCCCUCCUCCCUCCCCUCCUCUCACUUUUGCAAGAUAUUAUUACACCCAACAAACAAAGCUUUUGAAAUCUUUGGUUCGGCUAAUCUUUUAUUAUUGCGUGUCCUAGAGAGUUCAUAUUCUCUUUCAAUCUAGGGUAUUUUUCUGUUGUUAUUCGAUUUGGGUCUUUUGGAAUAUGAUCAAGAGCAUGUAUAUUCCUGAAUUGAAUGUGUUUUUUCUCAUGGUUUGGUGUUUGAUUUGUAGUAGAGAGCAUUAUACUUGUCGUGUAAGGGAAGUGAGAGUCUUGGUUUGAGGUGGUUGGUGGGUUUGUUGGUUUCUUUGCGUUUUCUUUUUUUGAAGGCUGGAUUUUGGUGUUUCGGAAGGUUUGGUUGUUGGGUAUUCUAUAAUUUGUUAAUACUUGGUGUAGAAAUUGCAGUCUCCGUUGUUUGAAUCAAUCUUGAUACGAUUGGUUUUCUGGCUAUCUAUUUUUCUUUUGAUUUCCUUGGUAUUUGUCUUAAUUUCGAGGUUUUUGAAAGGUGAUGAUUGAAGCGUCCUUGAUGUCGUUCAUUCAGUGUCAAAUUAAUCCAUUUUUUCUUGUUUAAAUCUGGUCUUGAUUUGAACUGGUUUGACAAUUCGCUCGGUCUGUAGUCCAAUUUAAUUGUAUCUUUGGAGUAUUUUGCUGGAGUGGGUGUGAUUGAUAUUGGUGGAACUGUAUUUGAGAUAUGUAUAUUGAGGAACUUAAGGAGGACGAGGGGGAGAGUGGGAAACAGCAUCGUUUUAAUGGUGCCAUUGUAGUUGCAGACGCCAAACGAGUUUUGGUUGGUGCGGGGGCUCGUGCUCUUUUUUAUCCGACACUGUUGUAUAAUGUUGUACGGAACAAGAUUCAAUCGGAGUUCCGUUGGUGGGAUAGGGUUGAGGAGUUUUUAUUGUUAGGUGCUGUACCAUUUCCUGCUGAUGUUCCCCGCUUGAAGGAACUUGGUGUUGGUGGAGUGGUUACUCUAAAUGAGCCAUAUGAAACUUUGGUCCCAACAUCAUUAUAUCUUGCUCACAGCAUUGAUCAUUUAGUGAUUCCGACCAGAGAUUAUCUUUUUGCGCCAUCCUAUGGUGAUAUUUGUCAAGCUGUAAGCUUCAUCCAUGAGAAUGCAUCUUGUGGCAAAACAACAUACGUCCACUGUAAGGCUGGUCGGGGGCGAAGCACAACCAUUGUUCUCUGUUACCUGGUGGAACACAAGCAGAUGACACCUGAUGCUGCAUACGAGUAUGUGAGGUCCAUUAGACCAAGGGUCCUCUUAGCCUCUUCCCAGCUGCGGGCUGUCCAAGACUACUAUCUUCGCAGGGUGAAGAAAACGGAAAGCAAUGCAUGCAUGAACAAAUUAAUGAAGACAAUGCCAGCUUUUGCUUCUAAACAUGACCUGGCAGCCUUUGAUGAUGGCUCUGUAGUGUUGGUUGCAGAGUCAGACCUAGACGGCUAUGAUGAGAGCCUUGAUUCAGUUUUAGUGGGUAACAAGAUGUUAGCAGAGCUGAGCUUGGCUUGUAGGGUCCAGUUUGCUAGUCAGGCAACCAUAUCCAGGCUUUCAUGCCUCUGGCUUCGUUGCCAUGCAAACCAGAAAAUUUCAAGCAAGAAGCUCAGAAGGUCUGCCAGUACUGAUCAGCUGGGGAGUAUUGGUGUGGACAUCAGGGUUUAUUGAGGUGUCAGCACUAACCAGGUCGAUAAACUAAAAUGUUUCUUCCUUCUUUUUUUUUUCCCUUCCAUAAUUGUAGAUGAGUGAAUAAUAUUUGCCCUUCCGAAACAAUUCAUCUUUUUCCCUAGUCUGGGGAAUGCAAGCCCCAUCUGCUCUUGUGGCGACUGUGCCUCGGAAGUUUUAAGACAGGUACAUCUGCAAGUCGAGCACCGCUCCUCCUUUCCAGAAUCAAAGGCUGCUGGCCACUGAAAUUCCGGAUACAUACCUGUACAUUGAGGAGACAUGUUAUGUGAAGCAAGUUGAGUUGUUUAUGAAAAGGAAGAAAAACAGUCUUCCAUAUAUAUGUGUGUGGAUAUAUAUGGUGUUCCUAUAAAAUCUCUCUCUCUCUCUCUCUC